Molecule: messenger RNA, 1851 nt
Organism: Sorghum bicolor (sorghum)
Lineage: Eukaryota; Viridiplantae; Streptophyta; Magnoliopsida; Poales; Poaceae
Exons: 2
Coding region: 1-597 (198 amino acids)
Molecular function (GO): protein binding
Source: RefSeq, a predicted model, not a curated record
AUGGACGAUGCCGCCCACCACAGACAAUCUGAAAUCGUCACCUUGCAUUGCCCAAACCGCUUGCUGGGCAUUGGUCUCCAGAAUGAAAUGGCCUGCACCGAUGGACAGAGCAGCCUUCGCUUCUUCCAGACACGCCAUGAGCUCUACGUGGUGCUGGAGAUCUUCCUCCGCCUCUCAUCCCUCGCCACGCUCGUCCGCGCCGCUCUCACCUGCCGGGCAUGGCGCCGCGCGGUGGCCUCCUCCCCUGACUUCCGGCGCCGCUUCCGCACCCUCCACCCGGCGCCGCCGCUGCUCGGGAUCUUCAUCGACAGUAUCAAAAUUGACGCGCUGUACCGGCCCCCUUGCGGCCCCUCCUUCGUCGCUGGUGGCUUCCGUGCCUGGGACCUGGCCGGCGCCGUUCGCGGCGGGGACUUCUUUCUCACCUCCCUCAUGGAGCGCUCCACCAAGAACUCCUAUCCCUACUGGGAGAUCCUUGAUUGCCGCGGCGGCAGAAUCCUUCUCACUGAUGCACAUGAUGAAGACACUCCCCUCAUCGUGUUAAACCCAUUGAUGCGGCGCAGUGCACACGAGUUCCGAUACCCAGAUCCAAAGCAAUAGCACAACCAGACUGCUCCUCGGCUCAUCUGCCUGGAUGAGGAGCCACUGUCAUCGUUCCGAGUCGCGCUUCUCGCUUACAGCAGUUGUACGUUGCAGGCUUCUGUCUUCUCCUCGGACGACACGGGGGAAUGGUCAGCUCUCCCAGAGUUGGACUUCCCGGCGAGGUUAACAGGCGAAGCUAGUGAACAAAUUUGGAUUGAGCACCAACACAAGAUUUAUGCAAAUGGGUUCGUCUACUGGAUUUACGUUUGGUUUGAUGAAACUGGGUAUGACGUGGAUGGGAGGUAUCUGAUAUCGCUUGACACCACCACCAUGGAGUUCUCCUUCGCCAAGCUCCCACAGUGCCUGCGGAGCAACGAUUUCAGGUUUAGCUUCCAUGCCGGUGAAGCAGAGGAUGGUGCUGCAUGCAUUGUUUACUCAGAUGGAUCCAACAUGAACAACAAUAAUAUUGGUGUCUUGAAGCAUCUCAAGGGGCGAAGAUGGUGUUGACAGAUGGGUUCCUGACAGGCUGCUUCGCUUCGGUGUCGUGAAUCACCCAUGGGGCGACGAUUGUGUUGACGGAUUUGUUCCUGACAGAGUGCUCCGCGUGGAAUUGGAUGCAGAGCUUAAACAAACCAGUCUUGGAGAGCCGUUUUGCAACGGGCUUUCUGUUUUAGCAGUAAGGGAUGGAUACGUGUAUUUUGCAACAUCUGAAAUGCUGCAUGAUCCCACAAGAGGAUGCUGGUUCAUGUCCCUGUGCCUGGCAACGAUGAAAGUGGAGAAGCUGUUCGAGAGGAGGUAUGACGGCGAUGCUUAUGCGUAUAUCAUGCCUUGGCCACCUUGCUUGUUAGCUAGUAAUUAUGGGCAGUUCUUAUUUGAAGGUGCUCCGUGACAUGCAGGGCUGCGGUGUUUUCAUCGAAAACAAUAGUGAACCAAUGCAAUCUCUUGUUUGAGUAAAUCGAAAUGCCUAGACAUAAUUAUUGAUAACCAAUUUCAUUUCAAAGCUAGAUUGCAUUUAACAAAUCUGACUGAGUUGCAGGCUGUUUAAGAUUCAGUUCAAUGGCAUUCCAAUCUUAUGUUUUUAGUUUUUAAUCUUUCACUGUAGUUUGUUUAUUGGCUUGAGUUCUGUCUGUCUAUCAUAUCUUUUAGUCCAACUUUGCAUGAUUCUGAACAGUGUCAUAUUUCCCUGUUUGUUAUGUUUAUUUUUAGGUGCCCAGUUAUGGUAUUUGGAUUCCCUUUAUGUUGGGUCUGUCUAAAAGGACUUGUGUCCUCAUA